This is a messenger RNA of Closterium sp. Naga37s-1, 3452 nucleotides long. Lineage: Eukaryota; Viridiplantae; Streptophyta; Zygnematophyceae; Desmidiales; Closteriaceae. The record is from the annotation of a GenBank genome assembly.
GGCGGCGGUACGUGAAGCCCUACUUCUUCCAAUUCGUUGCGCAUGUGAAGCAGCGGUGGCACGGGCGCAGAAUUUCAGAGCUGUUCGCGUCCGAGUUCAGGCAGAGGCCGCUGCAGUACUAUGAGGAGGCAGUGAGGGUGGGGCGGAUUCAAGUGGAUGGGCGCAAUGUGGCACCGGACUAUGUAGUCAGACAGUCUCAGACCAUGACACACUACGUGCACAGGCACGAGCCAUGGGUGGAUGCAGCGCCAGUGGAGGUGCUGCAGGAGUCGGACACGGUGCUGGUCGUCUGCAAGCCCAGCUCCAUGCCAGUGCACCCGUGUGGGCAGUACCGCAAGAACACGGUGCUCAGUGUGCUGCAGGCCUUCCACGGCUAUGGACAGCUCUUCCCCAUCCACCGCUUGGACCGCUCCGUGUCGGGUCUUCUCAUUCUCGCCAAGUCUGCUGCUGCUGCUGAGACCUUCCGACUGCAGAUGAUGAGUGGGCAGAUCCACAAGCAGUACAUCGCCCGGGUCACCGGCACCUUCCCUCCCAACACCGUGGAGGUGUGUGCGCCCGUGGUGUACGAUGCGCGCAUGGGUGUCAGCCGCACCGUCACCACACCUGCACCUCCAUUCCAGCCAGACCAGCACCCCACAGCGCUGCAGCCUAUUUGCGAUAAGGAAAGUGUGGGGCACGAGGGAAAGAUGGAGGAGAGGGAUGGAGGGGAGCAGAAGGAGCAGGUUGGGAAAUGUGAUGGUGAGGAGAAAGAAGCUAGGCCUAUAAAAGCACGUGAUGUGAGGAGGGCAAAGGCGAUGGCGAAGAGGCAGGCCAGGGUGCAGGCAAAGGGUGCAGGGGGGGGUGGUGGAGAGGGUGCGGAGGAUGACAAGGAGAAGGCGGCAGUGACGGUGUUUGAGCGGCAGGCGGUGGCGGGCGAUGGCACGUGCAGCAUUGUGCGCUGCUCGCCCCGCACAGGCCGCACCCAUCAGAUCCGAGUGCAUCUGCAGCAUGUGGGCCACCCCGUGGGCAACGAUGACCUGUACCUGCCAUCGCCACCCCAUGCGCCCACUGCCCCGCAGCCUCUCCCUUCAACCCGGGCCACCUCCUCCUCUUCGCCAUCUACUGCCUUGAGCUCUCUGCCAGACAAGCUUGUAACCACUCCUGGCUCACAUGCUGCUGCUGCUCAUUGCAAGGAUGAUGAUAAUCGCAGAAGCGGUGAUGGUGCCUCAGAUGCGGAGGUGAAAGGGAGCAGCAGAGGCACGCAUAGAACGGACGGCAGGGAUGUGCUGCAGGAAGCAGGUGGCGACGAGGGCCGUGUGAGCGAGAGAGAGGGAAGACCAUUGGGGGUGCAUGGUGGUAGUAAAGCGGGCAACUGCAGUGCAUCUGAUGACUUGGGUGCUGUGAGGAUGUGUGGGGAAGGGGAGAGAGCAUGCAAGGCAGCGCGAGUGCAGCAGAAUGAGUGCGAUGGAGCUGCACCAUCCCCUGGACGCCUGAACACGCACUUGGGGGGAGAGGAAGGGGGCGAGGCAAAGGAGCAGGAGAGAGGGAGUAGUUUAGGCGCACAAGGUGCACCUUCCUGUGGAGAUGAGGAUGGCGCAGCAGGUGCCACUGGGGGGUCAUGCACCGUGAGGGGCGUCAUUAAGGAGGAGGGCAUUGGGGCGAAUGCAAUCGAGUCGGUGUUGAAUGAGGGGGUUACAGAGGGAGGAGUGAAGGAAGCGGAGGACAAAGGAGGGGCAGUGGAGGCAGCGGUGGAGGAGCAGGCAGAGGGCAAUGCGGCAGCAGCCCCACAUCCAUCACCUGCCGCACUGCCUUCUAUGCCUCAGCAUCUCACCGACCCUCUCUGUCCACACUGCCCCCUCAUCCCUGCAGAGGGCGUGCAAGUGGAGCAGCACCUGUGGCUGCACUGCUGCCGCUACUCGGGUCCUGACUGCCAGGCGCAGCAACCUAUACUGGUGGGUCGCAGCACGCACGGGCACGUCGUGGUGGCGUGCAGAGGAACAGCGGACGGCUGGGAUGUCCUGCAAGACCUUAAGAUUUUCCCCCGAGGCAUUCGUGGGGUCGGUUGUGGCACGGCGCACAUGGGAUUCGUGGAGCGGGCUGAGAGUGUCUGCGUGGAGCCGUUGCUUCGACUGCUUGCCGACGGGCAUCGCCUCGUCUUCACGGGUCACUCUUUGGGCGGCGCCGUCUCCGCGUUGCUGGCUCUGCGCCUGCUGGAAGCAGCGGAGUCGCGCGGUCUCUGCACGCACAAAGGCCAGGUGCAGUGCGUCACGUUCGGCGCGCCGCUGUUCGCGAGCCCCAGCUUGGCGGAGCUGAUCAACGACAAGUACCGAGACGUGUACAGCCACGUCGUCUCCAAGAACGACGUCGUGCCCCGACUCGUUCCGCUCGUCGCGCUCCUUCAACGCGUUGCGGGUGGUGGGGGCGCCACCGAGCCCAUGGAGGCGUUACGCCUCGCCCGGUUCGCGCUCGGUCUGCUCCAGCGCGCCACCAAGAUCCCCUUCGCGUCCGCCUUGCAGGCCGCAGAGUCGUUGCUGCCGGGGCCCCUCAGGCUUGUGCUGUCAGGGGCGUGUCAAUUGCUGUGGCCGGCGCGCACGCCGCAGCAGUAUGCGUUCGCGGGCAACUUCCUGCUGCUGGACCCCAUGGCGGAGGCCACGGAGGGCGCCGUGCACCUGGCGCAGGCGGAGGACCUGAGCAGCUGCGUGCGCGAGGCGAGCUUUGCGCUGGAGAUCCAUUUCGACGUCUUCAACCACCACCUGCUCUCCACCUACCAAACCGGCGUCACCAAAGGAAUUCGAUCGCGAAUGCUCGCGCACCUCGCGGCGGGCAACGCGGCGGUUCCUUUACCGUCCGCUCCGGCUGCUUGCCAGGGAACGGUGGCGUCGGCAGCGUCAUCAUCAGCCACGGUGGGGCAGGCCGUGCUGUCGAGUCUGGAGGGGUUCGAGCAGUUCAAGAGCAAGGGAUUGAAUCGGCUUCGGCGGACCCGAUCGGAUCUGGUGUCACUUGAGGGGCGCGUCGCUCCGUUCCUGCCCAUCAUGGAGUGCCACCGUGCCGCCGACGCUGCUGCCAACUCAUCGUCCGUCGCCCGGGAAGCAGACACGGCUGGCACUAGUCACCGCGCCACGCCGCCUUUGCAGCUGUGUGCGCGCAGCAUGAGCUUCUCGCGCGCUGCCGGACUUUCAAGAUGCGCGGAUGCGCGUUCCAGCGUGAAUGGGAAAGACGGCGUGGACGAAAAAGAAGUGGCGGCAGCUGCGCGCUGGUGCUCGGUGUGCAGAGCAGCGACUUCCGGUGAAGCCGCGGGCAGCAAGGCCGUGGUAGCCGCCACACCAUCACAGCCGGGCGCAAAGAAGCGGCGAUGGCGGUUUGGGUGGUUCCUGUCGACGGUGUUCCGCGUGUCGCAGCGGCUGCGGUCGCUGUCCACCUUGUCGCUCCUCCUCGGCGCCGCCAGGGUCGCCCUCGGCUGCCCGCUUUUCUGA